This is a messenger RNA of Protopterus annectens (West African lungfish), 2236 nucleotides long. RefSeq names its product RING finger protein 145-like. The record is from RefSeq and is a predicted model, not a curated record. The transcript is spliced from 9 exons. Lineage: Eukaryota; Metazoa; Chordata; Ceratodontiformes; Protopteridae. Gene Ontology annotation, cellular component: endoplasmic reticulum; endomembrane system. The coding region runs from base 16 to 1656 and encodes 546 amino acids. Gene Ontology annotation, molecular function: zinc ion binding; ubiquitin protein ligase activity.
UGGGUGCCAGUAACGAUGUGGGCUGCACUGCAUUCAGACUGCAGCAAAGAGAAAUUCAGUAUUCAUAACAAUAAAGGAAGAAGAGUUGUCAUAGCCUGCACCUGCAUUCUGAAGGCUACCUUCAAAUAUCAGGAUUACAUUAAGCACGAACUAGAACACGGAUACCAGGGAGCUGUCUUCUUUGAUCCGACUGCCUUUAACUGCUUUGCAUCUGCCUUGACUGGUGAGAUUAUUCAUUGUGAAGGCCAGAUCAUUCUCAGCACACUUUGUUCCCUCCUGAUGAAGACCAAGCAUUUCUGGUUGUUUUCUGCACCACUACUGCCUCUUGCCGCCCGCCUUUGCAUGGUGCCGCUCUCUACACUGCCCACUGUGAAUAACUUCGCCAUGCUUCUAACCGGACUUGAGGUGCUGGGCUUCUUGGCUUCUGGACUGGUGAGCUUUGGCUCGCUGCUAAAAUCAGCAAUCCAGGCAAUUACUCAGGUAUUAACGGACAUGUCCCGACUUCUGGCAGUGGUUGUGUCUCUCUGGAGCUAUUUGGCUGUGCCUGCUCUCUUCUUGGUGUUCUGGCUUGUAUUGUUUGCAUUUCAGCUUUAUCACCAAGUGACUUCUGACUGGAGCACGCUGACUUACCAGCGGCUUUUCUUCAACUUACUCAACAGAUUUGUCAGCAGCAGUGGGGAGGGUAAACCAAUGGGAAUGCUACGAUAUAAAAAGAUUGCAGCAUCAGUACUGGUACGAUAUAAAAAUAUUGUGGCAUCAGUACUGGUACGAUAUAAAAAGAUUGCGGCAUCAGUACUGGUACGAUAUAAAAAGAUUGCGGCAUCAGUACUGCUGGGUGUGACAGAAGGAGUAUCCUUACUGCUGCUGGCUUUACAAACAGGGCUGACUGAUAUGCAGCUGUUACAGAGAACCUUCCUUCUCAGCAUCAUCCUUUUCAUCGUGGUAGCAUCCACCCUGCAGUCCAUGAUUGAGAUCACAAACCCCAUCAUUCUGGCACUUGGAGCUUCACAGAGCGGGUCUUUCUGGAAGCAUGUCCGUGGGAUCAGCAUGUGCAUUUUUCUGCUUAUUUUCCCUUGUUUAAUGGCAUACACAAUUGCCAGACUUUUCCAUCUGGACUUUUGGCUGCUAAUACUACUCUCCAGCUGCAUGUUGACAUCCCUUCAGGUGAUGGGAACCAUCUUUAUCUACACCCUGUUUAUGCUGGAACCCCUGCGAGAUGAGCCCCUGGAUAAGAUGGAUGAAAUAAUUUAUUAUGUCAAUGCAGUCAGCCGAGUUCUUGAGUUCCUUGUUGCAGUCUGUGUAGUGGCCUAUGGCACCUGGGAGUCUAUUAUUGGUGAAUGGAGUUGGGUCGGUGCAUCAGUUAUUAUUAUCCACUCCUACUUCAAUGUUUGGUUGAGAGCCCAGUCAGGAUGGAAAAGUUUUCUGCUGCGUAGGGAUGCAGCCAACAAGAUCAGGUCACUCCCCACCGCUUCACAACACCAGCUUCGGGAACACAAUGAUGUGUGCGCCAUUUGUUUCCAGGAAAUGCACACCGCUGUAAUCACUCCAUGUGAGCACUUUUUCCAUUCUGGUUGUCUUCAGAAGUGGCUGUAUGUUCAGGAUACUUGUCCGAUGUGCCACCAACAGAUGAAGCCGCCUCAACAGGAAGCAUCAUAACAGCAUGUUUCAGGGGGCUCAGCAAGGCACAAACCACUCAAUGAAUAAAGGGAAGAAGCACAUCCAAGUCCAAAUUUGGACUGUAGUGUAGAAACCAAAGGAAAUCGAUGGCCAUCUGAAAACCAGACUUCGGCUUACAUUCCUUCAAGCAGUGACUUGUAUAUUGAAAAUGGUGACACUUUGAACCCAGGCUGGGAACUGGGUAUGUUGGAGUUGUGGAAGAGAAUUCACUAAGGUUGGUUGCUCAGAUGGUUGAGAUUUCUUCAUAUAACCUUGUGGCAAUGUCAUUUGUGCAUGAAGAUGAGGCCGUAUCACAAGCACAAGACAAAACUUUGACACCUAACUUUUGGUGUGAUUCGCACAGUAAAGGCCAAAAAAGACUGACAAAUUUCCGCGCAGGAAUUUGGUGAAGGAAGAUGUGAGGAUUACUCGUAUUUAGUAACCUUAAACAUUCAGCAGAUGUUAUUGUGGAAUGCUGGUAUUCCCCAGACAGACAUUUGAACUAUCAGUUACGGAAUCAACCGUGCUUCUGUUAAUAUCGCCUUUACCCAAAGAGUAAAACAUUAAAAUUAACACAAUU